Messenger RNA from Parascedosporium putredinis, 453 nucleotides. The record is from the annotation of a GenBank genome assembly. Lineage: Eukaryota; Fungi; Ascomycota; Sordariomycetes; Microascales; Microascaceae.
AUGGUCACAAUCAAUCUCGCACACUCCGCGCCCAUCAACCCGCUCGGGGCCCAUCCGGUCUUGACGGCAGCACAGGCCUGGGCCGGGUUGAUGCACAAGGCUCGGAGACCCCAAGACUUCGUGCCCGUUGUGUCGGGGUGCGAGAUCCUAUCCGAGGCCGAAACAUCCAUCGAAGCGAUCGUUUACUUCGAGCCUGGCGUGGCUCACGCAACCACGAUCAGAGAGACGUGCACCCUGCGGGCACCCUCGAGGCUAGACUAUGACAUGGAGGACGGGAGCACGGCCACCAACAUCAUCUCCCUAGGAUCGAGCGGAAACCCCGAAGAUCUCAUCCUCACAUUUUGCUUCGGCUGGGAACAUGCCGGCGUCGAAGAAGGAAGCCAAGAGGCGCAAGAUAUUUUAAGCAACCAUCUAAAUGUACUGCAUGGGCAAAAAGGUUCUACCAUUCAAUAA